GCUCACUAGUUUCAUGUCCAACUUCCAGUUUGAUGUCAACAACGUAAUCGUUUUUUUUUUUCACUGUAGACGAGUUGACUUUUCGGUCAAUUACUGGGGAAAAUAAUUUCACCAUGUUGUGGUACGAAGACUCGAUAGCAAAAGCGAUACAAAUAUCAAAGGAUAGAAAAUGUAUCUUCCUAGUCUAUGUAUCUGGGGAAGAUGAAUUAUCUAAGAAGAUGGACGAAACUUUGGCACAUGAAGCUGUGUCAGAUGCAUGUAAGGAUUUUGUUGCUGUAAAGAUUAAAUCUCCAAGUGAUAUAUGUCAACAGUUUUCACAGAUCUAUCCAGUAGUUUUUGUACCAUCAGUGUUUUUCAUUGGAUUAAAUGGUCUACCAAUUGAAAUUACACCAGGCCACUUAGAGCCAGAGGAGUUUAAUAAGAAAGCUCAAGAUGUCAUAAAAAUUCACCAGAGCCAGUUAUCUGGUACUGCUAACAUGGAUGUUGAUAAAACACGAGCAGCAGCUGCAGCACCGGUAGCAGCAGCAGAAUCAACAGCACCAGCGGCAGCAGCAGCAACACCAUCAACAUUAGCUGCAACACCAGAACCAGAAAGGUUAAAUGUAGCUCCUGAGAGCAUGGAACUGGAACACACUGACCAACCUGCAACUGAACCUCUUGUAGCUCCUCCAGCCGAGGUACCCUCUACAUCUGCAGCACCAGAUUCUUCAGCCUCUGACUCCUUGGACCAGCGAAUUAUGUAUGCAAAAGAGAAAAUCCAAGAGAAUCAAGAGCAUAAACAAGUUAAUGAAGAAAAGAAGGAAAAAGAAAAAGAAAUCGGCCGAAGACAGCUUGGGAAAGAUGUCCAAAAACUUCGAAGGGGCCAAGUUGACCGAAGUUUGAAAGAGAUGCAAGAUGAAAUCAAGAAGGAGAGAGAAGAAGACCGUCGAGCAAGACAACGCAUCAAGGAAGAAAUUGAUCGGGACAGGGCUCAGCGUAAAGCCAAGUGGGAGCAGGAAAAAGUCGAAAGGGAGCUGAUGCAGAAAGAGAUGAGAGAGAAGAAGAUGCAAGAAAAUCAGAUGACUGCUGCUGAGAGAGAAGCUGCACGAAGAGAAAUCUCCCGAAUUCAGUUUCGCUUACCAGAUGGUUCUGCAAUAACGCAACAGUUUAAAUCCUCUGAACCACUUUCAGUAGCCUGCAGUUUUAUUUCUCAACAUGCUGGUUCAAACAUCCAGCUGUAUACAAUGUUCCCAAAGCGAACUUUCACUGCUCAGGACAUGACUUCAAGUUUAUUAUCUCUUGAACUUGUACCCAGUGCUGUUAUUCUCGUCAUACCGAUAAAAUCAGUUUUGGCUCCAAAAACGUACUCCAACAAUUUUCUUGGUAUGAUACUAGCACCUCUAUUUACAUUGUUGAACUUUAUAUAUGGAAUAAUAUUUGGAACUCCAGCCAAUCCAAACCCAGGAGAUAGUAGAACCACAAAUAAAGACAAUGAAAACACAGUUCCAUCGAGUACAACUUCUCAACGGCCGUCAACAGCUUACAAGAGACGUUCAUCACCGAUAAGUCGUCAAGAAGGCAACAUCCAUAAGUUUACCAGUAGUCAAGAUGAUGACGACGAUCAGUCAACUUGGAAUGGGAACUCUACGCAGCAAAUGUGAUUUCUGUUUCCAAAUUUCAUCAAAUUACACACACACACACAGACACACACUCUCUCUUAACUAAAUAACAGGAUUAUUAUUAUUAUUGAAAUACCUUCUCCAUCUCCCUCCCACCCCUCUUUGCUAUUCUUAAUCACAUUAGCUCUGUGACAAGUCUCUCUCUCUUUUGCCAUCCUCAGCCCCUCUCAAAUGAAAUACUAUGACUACUACUACUACUACUACUACAUUCAAUAGCUGGCUUUACCACUUAGUUAUAUUCUCUGUUUUGCUCUUCUUCGUCUUGGUUUCUUGAAUUACUCCAUGCUUUCAGACGGUUGCUACUCUUAUGUCAGAGGCUUUUUGUUGACUUUUUCAAACCAACCUGGCCCCAGCUCUCCGAUUAAACCCUCAACCCUACACCCAUCUCCUCCCCCCCCCCAUCCUCCUCAACCCUCUACUUAUUUCUUCAACUUUUUAUUUUCGUCUUUGCUUUAUUAGCCAGCUUCCUUCAUUGGUGAACAGAUUUACACUUUUACUCUAUUUGUAUAAAGUAAAUAUAUGGAUGUACUCAGGAUUGGAUCCCUGUGUACAAUUAACACUU
Molecule: messenger RNA, 2220 nt
Organism: Octopus sinensis (East Asian common octopus)
Lineage: Eukaryota; Metazoa; Mollusca; Cephalopoda; Octopoda; Octopodidae
Product: UBX domain-containing protein 4
Exons: 12
Coding region: 114-1640 (508 amino acids)
Molecular function (GO): protein binding
Source: RefSeq, a predicted model, not a curated record